AUGGAAAAAAGAUACAUUUGCCCUCGGUGCAACCAAGAGAUUGCGUCGCACGACAAGGAGGAACACAACGACUGGCACUUUGCCGAGGAACUCGAGCGCGCCGAAGGCGCUCCGUCUGCGACACGAGCCCAGUUGCCCGCAUCGUACAGCGCCCCAUCGCCGACAAAACAACAGCAGUCUUGGAUACAGCCAGUCGACAGUCAUCACCAACCAACAACCAAUGUUGCGCAUACGACAAGGAAGCAUCGCCACGUCCCUUACGUCAACGCCGUCGACAAGGCGGCAAACUUGCGCGCCCUCACCGAGAGGGAAAUGCAAAAUGCUCUCCAGAGUCUACAAAUGCAAUAUCGCAUCUUCAACAGCGAAAUCGAACCCGAACACGACUCCGACUACCCAUGCGGCUGUCCAAUCCACCAGUACCAACGCAUGAAGCGCAGCCGUCGUCCAGUGCUUACCCAAUGGUCAGAAGCUGUCAUGUAUCCAGGCGAGAAAAUGUAUCACGACCUGGCACCACAAACCACAAUCUUUAGUGGCAAUCCCUACCAACUUCGUGUUACUUCGCCCUACGGCUAUGGUGGCGCCGGUGCUUGGACACGACAGCAUCCUCGACCGGCUUAUCAUGUCAAAUUCAUCCACCAAACCAUUUCACUCAACAAUCAAUUGAAUCGUGAUGCUCAGGCCAAAGUCGAUGCCAUGGAACCCAGGCAAAGCAUUUGGGAGGACAGAGCUCCAUUCACUACAUCGGUCGCUUCUGAGAAAGGCAGACACCCCGUCUGCGAGGCUGAUGCGAAAUCUCAUCCGGCAGAGAAAGCACCUGAAUAUGAGUCAGCACCAAGCACGACCGGGCCUCCUCGGCGCAGCAGCACUUCGAGAUUCUCAUCGUUCAUCAAAGCUGUGGGAAUCAAGUCAUCAGAUGAGAGAGCGACAGCAAAGUCUGAGAAAGCAGCUGGUCAAGGCAUCGAAUUACGCCACAAGAUACUCGCAGAGGAGGCAGGUCGAUGGCCUGACGACGUGACCAGACAGAUCGUGGCGACCUACCAGAACAAAGUCGGCAUGGAAGCCAAAAUUGCCCACCUUCGAGCAUGUCAACCUCUGCAAUAUCUUCACCUGCUUCGUGCAGGAUAUUUUGAGCCGAUUCCCGUCGUCUGGGCUGAUCAAGCUACGAGCAUACUCACCUUCAACAUCGAAGCUGCCGGUGGUUGGCGAGGCAUCACUCCUCAAUGGCGAGGAUACGAGGAUACAGCAGAAGAGCGUCUGUAUUGGGUUUUGAAUCACAGGGAAGGACCUUCGAAUGUCGUACGCAUGAAGCCGGACUUCAUUUCGGAGAUGAACAUGGCCCGCGACCGCAUGGCACAAGCUGUUGAGCCGCCGCCAGACUACUAUGCUGCUGAUGAUACAUGUCAUCUGCAACAUACCUCAAAGGGUUACUCAAAGCAGGUCAUGCCCCCACCUUUUAGAAUGAGCGACCGUCCAGAAGUCCCCACUGACGACACGAUGAUCUUGCUCGAUAUCUCUGGGUCCAUGGACUUUGAUCCUAUUCGACCAAAUUACGAUCAAUACCUCAUCACUGGCUUUUCCCCAUCGACACAACCCAAGAACAAAGACGUCGCCAAAGCCAUCAUCCGCCGAUUCAUCGAUGCAAUGGCAAACCAUGAUCACGAGUUCAACGGCUACGACCUCGUAACUUUUUCCUCUCAUGCAAGAUUCGCGGGCACAAUUACUCACACCAACCUCGACGCCACUUGGAACAGAAUUGCCAUCGGCGGAGGCACUCGCGUAAUGACGGGCUGGCAAAAAGUAAAGACACGCCAUUUCGAAAAGCAUUCUGAAUCCGCCACUUAUCACUCUGUGUAUGGCUGGCAAGCAGGUGCCUCAACACCAAUGUUGCGAUUGCUUCUUCUCCUCGACGGCGAAGCAACGGAUAUGGAUGAGUUCGAACUCGAACUGCUGGGUUUGUCAUGGGCGCAUGUGACGAUCUUUCUGAUUGGAGUAGACGGAUGUCCUCACCAUCAUCGCCAUGCAAAUGAGCUACAGAGGAUCAGUGAUGUGAAUCCUCAUGUCAGUUUCGUGGAUGCGCAGGGUAACACGCCCGAGAGGUUUGUGACGCAUGAGUUGUUGAAAAGGCAUUUGGGAUAUGAUGUUUCGAUGGAGGAGUUUAGAGAGUUGGAAGAGUUGCCGCCUUAUGUUGUAUAA
Molecule: messenger RNA, 2193 nt
Organism: Aureobasidium namibiae CBS 147.97
Lineage: Eukaryota; Fungi; Ascomycota; Dothideomycetes; Dothideales; Saccotheciaceae
Exons: 4
Coding region: 1-2193 (730 amino acids)
Source: RefSeq, a predicted model, not a curated record